GAGUCUCUCGGGAGGCUGGAUUAGCCACAAGUUGUGGUGAACCAGGGUAAAAUCGGUGUGCCUCUUACUCUUCUCUUUACUUCUCGUUUAUUAAUUUUUUAUUCCUGCGAUUUCUUGAUCAAACACUAUUCACCCCCCCUCUAGCGUUGGUCUUUUAUUCUAACAAUUGGUAUGAGAGCCUAACUCGCGUCCAAACUUAACCGUUUGAGAGUAAAGCGAUCAUGGGUUCUUCUUCUAGAAAUCUCUAUGCAGGAAUUGGAGAAGGUCAAUCAACUUCUAGGCCACCACUCUUUGACGGCACCAACUAUUCCUAUUGGAAGGAACGGAUGAGAAUCUAUAUCCGUUCCACCAACUUCCAAUUAUGGUUGGUCAUCAAAAACGGAGAGGAAAUCCCGAUGAAGAAAGUUAACGACAAGUUGAUCCCCAAGACCGAAGAUGAGUUUGAUGCCGAGGACAUCAAGAAGAUUGAGAAUUAUGCAAAGGCCAUCAAUAUGCUAUAUUGUGCGGUCAACCCCAAUGACUACCGGAAAAUCUCCUGCUGCACAACCGCCAAAGAGAUGUGGGACAAGCUUGAAGUGACGUACGAAGGUACUAAUCAAGUUCGUGAAGCCAAGAUCGAUUUUCUCACUCAAGAGUAUGAAAUGUUCCGAAUGAAAGAAGGUGAGAAAAUCGAUGACAUGUUCGACCGGUUCUCAAAGAUCAUCAACGACCUUCAUGCUCUCAAAAAGACUUACGCCAACAAGGAUCUCGUGAGGAAAAUCCUGCGGAGUCUCACAAGUUGUGGUGAACCAGGGUAAAAUUGGUGUAACACCCUAAUCCGUCCAGGUCUGCAGCCCCAUUCGGACUAAAGUAUUUAACUUGGUAAUCGUAAAAUUUAAAACUUUUCAAACACACUUUAUUAAUCUCAAUAAUAUUUUUCAUAACAUAUACAGUACGGACUAUUUAACAAUAUUGCGGAAGCGAAUUUAAUAUUGACAUAUCAUAAAUCAUUUCAAAACUU
This is a messenger RNA of Cuscuta campestris, 1000 nucleotides long. Lineage: Eukaryota; Viridiplantae; Streptophyta; Magnoliopsida; Solanales; Convolvulaceae. The record is from the annotation of a GenBank genome assembly.